Molecule: messenger RNA, 8575 nt
Organism: Meriones unguiculatus (Mongolian gerbil)
Lineage: Eukaryota; Metazoa; Chordata; Mammalia; Rodentia; Muridae
Gene: Cic
Product: capicua transcriptional repressor
Exons: 21
Coding region: 389-8014 (2541 amino acids)
Biological process (GO): regulation of transcription by RNA polymerase II
Cellular component (GO): nucleus
Molecular function (GO): RNA polymerase II transcription regulatory region sequence-specific DNA binding; DNA-binding transcription factor activity, RNA polymerase II-specific
Source: RefSeq, a predicted model, not a curated record
GCUCCAGAGUGCAUUGGUACCAAUGCCGGGCUCUUCAGAGUUGGCCUGUGAAAACCCGGGGAUUGCCCCACAGAAGGAGAAGGCCCCAAGUUGGAGAGCAUGAGCUGUGGGGUCUGAAGACUGUCAGAGGGGCCUUGGGUUUGUUUGGGGAGUCUAGGAGAGUCGAACUCAUGUUUGGCCCCCCAAGUUUUCCAAGUCUCUUCAGAGUAAAGUUUUCGGGGUUGUGCUCUGCCUUUUGUUUUUUCUUUUCUCGGGGCGGCUGGAAAGGGGCGGGCAGAAUGACUCUUCAGGAAGUGGGUGAGGUUGGCUUGUUGGGCUUGCCUUGCUUUCUUUGACCUCAGCCUACUGCCCCUACCUGGAGUCGGAGGGCAUAUGUGGGUACCUGGGGAUGCUGACCGUUUCAGACACCCUGCCCAGCCAGUGCAGUUUUGGUGGACGGACGAUGAAGCCGGUGAAGAAGGCGUGCCCUGGCCUCGCAGGUUCUGCCAGCGGCAGCAGGUCCCCACCAGCCACCAGGGCCAAGGCUGUGAGGCGGCAAGGGGCCAGGGAAGGAGACAAGCCCGAGGAGGACGAUGAGGAAGCGCAGCCGCAGGAGCACGCAGGGCCAGAAGAGGCUGAGGAGGGUGAGGAAGAGGAGGCCGAGCAGGACCCUGGAGCUGAGGAGCCACCUCCAGACCUGCAGCCCAGCGACCUGACUGCAGGCUUAGCCGAGGACCCCAAAGGGGAUGGGGAGGCCGGCCGCUGGGAGCCCUCGCUCAGCCGCAAGACGGCCACCUUCAAGUCUCGGGCCCCCAAGAAGAAGUAUGUGGAGGAGCACGGUGCUGUGGGGGCCCCAGAAGAGCGGGAGCGGACCCCUGAGGACCCCACUGCCCUGAGCGCGCCCCCGCGGCCACCCACCUCUGCGCGCUCCUCCUCGACGGACACGGCCAGUGAGCACUCCGCUGACCUGGAGGAUGAGCCAGCCGAGGCUCCAGGCCCCUGGCCCUCUGCUGGCGCCAGCGGUGGCUAUGACCUGCGGCAGCUGAGGUCCCAGCGGGUGCUGGCCCGGCGCGGUGACGGCCUCUUCCUGCCUGCUGUGGUGCGCCAGGUGCGCCGAAGCCACGACCUGGGCGUGCAGUUUCCCGGGGACCGGGCCUUGACUUUCUAUGAGGGGGCGCCGGGCGGUGCUGUGGACGUAGUUUUAGAUGCCACGCCACCGCCGGGUGCGCUGAUGGUGGGCACAGCUGUCUGCACCUGUGUGGAGCCUGGCGUGGCUGCCUACCGCGAGGGCGUCGUGGUGGAGGUGGCUUCCAAGCCAGCCGCCUAUAAGGUCCGCCUGAGCCCCCCAGCCCCCCUGCCGCAGGCCCCGCAGCCACUGCACCGUGAGCCCGAGGAAGCCGUGUGGGUCACCCGCUCCAGCCUGCGCCUGCUUCGCCCGCCCUGGGAACCUGAGGCCUUGCUGAGAAGGCACCCUCCAGGCCCAGAGGAAGAGGCGGCCGAGCCGGGGGCCGCCAUGCCCGUUGGCCCUUCCUCCUUGGAGCCCAAGCAGCCAGAGGACGCUGAGGUCUCCAACAUUAGCUUUGGUAGCACCCUGGGGAGUCGCUGUGAGGAGGGGGAGAAGCACCCCCCAGUCCUGGGCGCACCGGUCCUGCUCCCCCUGCCCCCGCCCCAGCUCCUGUCGCCGCCCCCGAAGUCCCCCGCCUUCGCCGGCCCCGGGCGCCCCGGAGAGCAGCCUUCGCCCUGCCAGGAGGGCAGCCAGGGCGGCAGCCGGAGCAGCAGCGUGGCGUCGCUGGAGAAGGGCGCCGCCCCGGCCGCGCGCGCCCGCACGCCGCUCACCGCCGCGCAGCAGAAGUACAAGAAGGGCGACGUGGUGUGCACGCCCAACGGCAUCCGGAAGAAGUUCAACGGCAAGCAGUGGCGCCGCCUGUGCUCCCGCGACGGCUGCAUGAAGGAGUCGCAGCGGCGGGGCUACUGCUCGCGCCACCUGUCCAUGAGGACCAAAGAGAUGGAGGGCCUGGCGGACGGCGCAGGCGGCGCGGGGCGGGCGGCCGGCGGGGCGGCCCGCGAGGGCAGCGCCGAGUUCGACUGGGGCGACGAGACGUCGAGGGACAGCGAGGCCAGCAGCGUGGCGGCCCGCGGCGACUCCCGCCCGCGCCUGCUGGCCCCCGCCGACCUGUCGCGCUUCGAGUUCGACGAGUGCGAGGCGGCGGUGAUGCUGGUGUCGCUCGGCAGCUCCCGCUCGGGCACGCCGUCCUUCUCGCCCGUGUCCACGCAGUCACCCUUCUCGCCCGCGCCCUCGCCCUCGCCCUCGCCGCUCUUCGGCUUCCGCCCCGCCAACUUCAGCCCCAUCAACGCGUCGCCCGUCAUCCAGCGCUCGGCCGUGCGCAGCCGCCACCUGAGCGCCAGCACCCCGAAGGCCGGCGUGCUCACCCCGCCGGACCUGGGCGCCCACCCGCCGCCGCCCGGGCCCCGCGAGCGCCACUCCUCCGGCAUCCUGCCCACUUUCCAGACCAACCUCACCUUCACCGUCCCCAUCAGCCCCGGGCGCAGGAAGGCCGAGCUGCUGCCCCACCCGGGCGCCUUGGGGGCCCCGGGGCCCGGCGGGGGCGCGGCCGCCGCCGCCGCGGACUUCCCCAAGAGCGAUGGCCUGGACGCCGGCGUGGACUCGGUGUCCCACACGCCCACCCCCUCCACGCCCGCCGGCUUCCGCGCCGUGUCGCCCGCCGUGCCCUUCUCCCGCUCCCGCCAGCCCUCGCCGCUGCUGCUGCUGCCCCCGCCCGCCGGCCUCACCUCGGACCCCGGGCCCUCCGUGCGGAGGGUGCCCGCCGUGCAGCGGGACUCGCCUGUCAUCGUCCGCAACCCCGACGUGCCGCUGCCCUCCAAGUUCCCCGGAGACGUGGGCGCUGCCGGCGAGGCCCGGGCCGCGGGCCCUGGCAGGGGCUGCCGCGAGACCCCCGUGCCCCCCGGGGCGGCCAGCGGGAAGCCUGGCCUGCCCCCACCGCUGCCUGCCCCCGUGCCCAUCACUGUGCCUCCAGCCGCCCCGACUGCUGUGGCCCAGCCCGUGCCCACCUUGGGCCUGGCUUCUUCGCCCUUCCAGCCCGUGGCCUUCCACCCUUCACCGGCCGCCCUGUUGCCAGUCCUCGUGCCGAGCAGCUACCCGAGCCACCCCGCCCCCAGGAAGGAGGUCAUCAUGGGCAGGCCCGGGACAGUGUGGACAAAUGUGGAACCUCGUUCUGUGGCCGUGUUCCCCUGGCACUCCUUGGUCCCCUUCCUGGCACCCAGCCAGCCCGACCCCUCUGUGCAGCCUAGUGAAGCCCAGCAACCUGCCAGCCACCCUGUGUCCGCCAACCAGAGCAAAGAACCUGCUGAAUCGGCUGCUGUUGCUCAUGAGCAGCCACCAGGAGGGACGGGGGGUGCUGACCCUGGGCGGCCCCCUGGAGCCGCCUGCCCUGAAAGCCCAGGGCCUGGACCUCCACUCCCUUUGGGUGUUGUGGAUCCUGGUAAAAGUCUCCCUCCCGCCACUGAGGAGGAGGCUCCUGGCCCUCCGGGAGAGCCCCGGCUGGACAGCGAGACUGAGAGCGAUCAUGACGAUGCCUUCCUCUCCAUCAUGUCUCCUGAGAUUCAGCUGCCUCUGCCCCCCGGAAAGCGCCGCACCCAGUCCCUGAGUGCCCUGCCCAAGGAGCGCGACUCGUCUUCCGAGAAGGAUGGACGAAGCCCUAACAAGCGGGAGAAGGACCACAUCCGUCGGCCCAUGAACGCCUUUAUGAUCUUCAGCAAGCGGCACCGGGCCUUGGUCCACCAGCGGCACCCCAAUCAGGACAACCGCACCGUCAGCAAGAUCCUGGGGGAGUGGUGGUAUGCCCUGGGGCCCAAGGAGAAGCAGAAGUACCACGACCUGGCCUUCCAGGUGAAAGAGGCCCACUUCAAGGCCCACCCAGAUUGGAAGUGGUGCAACAAGGACCGAAAGAAAUCCAGCUCAGAGGCCAAGCCCGCGAGCCUGGGGCUGGCCGGAGGGCACAAGGAGCCGCGGGAACGGAGCAUGUCGGAGACGGGGACUGCGGCCGCCCCUGGGGUGUCUUCUGAGCUCCUGUCGGUCACAGCCCAGACACUCCUGAGCUCGGACACCAAGGCUCCAGGGAGCGGCCCCUGUGGAGCAGAGCGGCUGCACGCCAUUGGGGGUCCUGGCUCAGCCCGACCCAGAGCCUUCUCCCACAGCGGGGUGCACAGUCUUGACGGAGGGGAGGCGGACAGCCAGGCACUGCAAGAGCUGACCCAGAUGGUUUCUGGCCCCGCGUCAUACUCCGGCCCAAAGCCUUCCCCCCAGUAUGGCGCGCCAGGAUCUUUUGCAGCCCCUGGUGAAGGAGGCACCUUGGCCACUGGUGGGCGGCCCCCUCUGUUGGCCUCCCGAGCCUCCCGCUCCCAGCGCGCAGCCAGUGAGGACAUGACCAGCGAUGAGGAGCGUAUGGUCAUCUGCGAGGAGGAGGGCGACGAUGACGUCAUCGCGGAUGACAGCUUUGGCACCACUGACAUUGAUCUGAAGUGCAAGGAACGGGUGACUGACAGUGAGAGUGGAGACAGCUCUGGGGAGGACCCAGAGGGCAGCAAGGUGAGGAUCGCCGAGCUGCGGCCUGCCACUGCCGAGAGACAGUGCUGCCGGACUGUUGAUGCGGGAGAGCUGGCUCUGGAGAAGGGCUUCGGCCGGAAGGUGUUCUCGCCCGUCAUCCGAUCCUCCUUUACCCAUUGCCGUCCCACCCUGGACCCUGAGCCUCCGGGGCCCUUGGAUCCUCCCGUCGCCUUCAGCAAAGGCUAUGGCCCCACCCCAUCCUCCUCCUCACCGGCCUCCACCUCCGCCUCCGUCUCCACCUCCGCCUCCUUUUCACUGGGCUCUGGGACCUUUAAGACCCAGGAUUCUGGUCAGGGCUGCACCGCGGUCCCACUACGGCCCCCACCUCCUGGAGGUGGGGGCCCAGCCACACCCUCCAAGGCCUCUCGGUUUCUCCCCACGGACCCUGCCGCCUUCCGGCGCAAGAGGCCUGAAAGUGUCGGGAGCCUGGAGGUGCCGGGCCCCUCCGUCAUUGCAGCACCUCCCAGUGGGGCAGGAAGCAUUCUGCAGACGCUGGUCCUGCCUCCCAGCAAGGAGGAGCGGGAGGGCAGAGUGCCCUCAGCCCCCGCCCCGCCACUGGCCUACGGGGCUCCAGCAGCCCCUCUGCCCCGCCCUGCCGCCACCAUGGUCACCAACGUGGUGCGGCCUGUCAGCAGCACUCCCGUGCCCAUUGCCUCUAAGCCCUUUCCCGCCCCCGGCCGGGCUGAGGCAUCUUCCAGUGACUCAGUAGGUGCCAGGACUGAAGUGGGCACUGGGUCCCGGGUGCCUGGGGGCUCCCCUCUGGGUGUCAGUUUAGUGUAUCCGGAUAAGAGGUCAGCAGCAGCCACCUCGCCAGCGCCACACCUGGUAGCUGGACCCCUGUUGGGCGCUGUGGGGAAGGCACCCGCUACUGUCACCAACCUGCUGGUGGGCACCCCAGGCUACGGGGCUCCCGCAUCCCCUGCCGUUCAGUUCAUUGCCCAGGGAGCCCCAGGCAGUGCGACCCCUGCAGGCUCAGGAGCAAGUGCUGGGAGUGGCCCCAAUGGACCCGUGCCCCUGGGCAUCCUGCAGCCAGGUGCCCUAGGCAAGGCUGGGGGAAUCACCCAGGUGCAGUACAUCCUGCCCACCCUGCCCCAGCAGCUGCAGGUGGCACCUGCCCCAGCACAGGCCCCUGGGGCCAAGGCAGCGGCUCCCAGCGGCCCCCCGCCCACCACCAGCCUCCGCUUCACCCUCCCUCCCGGCACCUCCACCAACGGCAAGGUCCUGGCUGCCACUGCACCCACUGCUGGCAUCCCUAUCCUGCAGUCCGUCCCCUCGGCCCCACCCGCUAAAGCCCAGUCAGUUUCCCCUGUCCAGGCCACACCUUCAGGUGGCUCCGCCCAGCUGCUGCCUGGGAAGGUGCUAGUCCCCCUGGCCGCCCCUAGCGUGUCCGUUCGAGGGGGAGGGGCUGGCCAGCCGCUGCCCCUGGUCAGCUCGCCUUUCUCAGUACCUGUCCAAAACGGUGCCCAGCAACCUAGCAAGAUCAUCCAGCUGACUCCCGUGCCUGUGAGCGCACCUGGUGGCCUGGUGCCGCCCCUGAGCCCAGCCACGAUGUCGGGACCCACGUCGCAGCCUCAGAAGGUCCUGCUGCCCUCUUCCACAAGAAUCACCUAUGUGCAGUCAGCGGGUGGGCACACCCUGCCCUUGGGCACUAGCCCUACCUGCAGCCAGGCUGGAACAGUGACCUCCUACGGGCCCACCAGCUCUGUGGCCCUGGGCUUCACGUCUCUGGGGCCCAGCGGCCCCGCCUUCGUGCAGCCCCUGCUCUCAGGCCAAGCCCCGUUGCUGGCUCCUGGCCAGGUGGGCGUGUCACCUGUGCCCAGCCCCCAGCUGCCUCCUGCCUGCACAGCCCCUGGAGGCCCUGUCAUAACAGCGUUCUACCCCGGCAGCCCUGCACCCACUUCAGCACCUCUGGGCCCCCCUUCCCAAGCUCCGCCAAGUCUGGUCUAUACUGUGGCCACCAGCACCACCCCACCCGCCGCUACCAUUCUGCCCAAGGGCCCACCAGCCUCUGCCACUGCCACUCCAGCCCCAACUAGCCCUUUCCCCACUGCUGCAGCAGGCUCCAUGACCUACAGCUUAGUGGCGCCCAAGGCCCAGCGGCCCAGCCCAAAGGCCCCCCAGAAAGUGAAGGCAGCCAUAGCCAGCAUCCCUGUGGGGUCUUUUGAAUCGGGCUCCACUGGUCGGCCCGGACCUCCGUCCCGACAGUCUCUGGACUCUGGCACAGCCCGAGAGCCAGCUGCCCUAGAAUCAGAGCUUGAGGGGCAGCCCACCCCCCCAGCCCCGCCACCUCCCCCAGAGACCUGGCCUCCAUCUGCCCGGAGCAGCCCCCCUCCUCCCCUGCCUGCUGAGGAGCGACCUGGCGGCAAAGGCCCCGAGACCGCCAGCAAGUUCCCGGGCUCCUCUUCAGACUGGCGAGUCCCUGGGCUGGGCCUGGAGAGCCGUGGGGAGCCCCCCACUCCCCCAAGCCCGGCCCCGGCCACAGGCCCUAGUGGAAGCAGCAGUGGCGGCAGUGAGGGCAGUAGUGGGAGGGUGGCCGGGGACACACCUGAGCGCAAGGAAGCCGCCAAUUCUGGCAAGAAGAUGAAGGUGCGGCCCCCGCCCCUGAAGAAGACCUUUGACUCUGUGGACAACAGGGUCCUGUCGGAAGUGGACUUUGAAGAGCGCUUUGCCGAGCUGCCCGAGUUUCGCCCAGAAGAGGUGCUGCCUUCCCCCACGCUGCAGUCCCUGGCCACCUCGCCCCGGGCCAUCCUGGGCUCCUACCGCAAGAAGAGGAAGAACUCCACCGACCUGGACUCGGCGCCCGAGGACCCCACCUCACCCAAGCGCAAGAUGAGGAGACGAUCGAGCUGCAGCUCGGAGCCCAACACCCCCAAGAGUGCCAAGUGCGAGGGGGACAUCUUCACCUUUGACCGCACAGGUACCGACGCGGAGGACGUGCUGGGGGAGCUGGAGUACGACAAAGUGCCCUACUCGUCGCUGCGGCGCACGCUGGACCAGCGCCGGGCCCUGGUCAUGCAGCUCUUCCAGGACCACGGCUUCUUCCCCUCAGCCCAGGCCACAGCGGCCUUCCAGGCCCGCUACGCGGACAUCUUCCCGUCCAAGGUGUGUCUGCAGCUGAAGAUCCGGGAGGUCCGCCAGAAGAUCAUGCAGGCCGCCACUCCCACCGAGCAGCCCCCCGGGGCUGAGGCCCCCCUCCCCGGACCGCCCCCGGCUGGCAUGGCUGCUACUCCCGUCCCCACGCCCAGCCCCGCCGGGGGUCCCGACCCCACCUCUCCAGGCUCGGACUCUGGCACUGCCCAAGCUGCUCCGCCACUGCCUCCACCGCCAGAGCCUGGGCAGCCUGGCUGGGAGGGGCCCCCCCAGGCCUCACCUCCGCCCUCCGGCCCCUCCACAGCUGCCACGGGCAGGUGAGGGGCCCUGGAGAAGAUCCCGGACCCACAGCACCCCCUCAGGAUGUGGACAGUUUGCAGAUGGCAGGAAGUGGGGGCCAGCAGUGGGACAGUGACCUCCUCCCCAGGAAGCCCUGUCGUCCUUUCCGGUUGGGCACGGAAUGCGGCCUGUCCCCUUGUAUAUAUUCCCGCCCCGUGGUGGGGGCCGCAGGGGCAGACACCCUCCACUGCGCUCCCGCACAGGACUGAGGCGUGAGCCCUUCAGAGCUUUUCACUUGUACUUUACACAGAGUGGCUCCUGUGAGGGCUGCAGGCUGGAGGGGAGUGUGAGCCUUGGCCACAGGGAGAUGCCUGUGGAGUGGUGGGGAGUUCACACACCCCACCUUUUCCCCAGAGGGGCUGGACUCAGGUUAGUUUGGGGUGGGGCACUCUCCCACCCUCUGCCCUCCCAACUUGGGUUGUACUUUCUAAGAAGGUGAUUUCCCUACGUCGUCCCCAUUCCCAGAACAACAUGUUGAUCAUGUGCAAUAUUUCUUACUGUGCCGAGAAGCCGCAAUGACCGAGAUUAAAGCUGUUUAACACA